Molecule: messenger RNA, 3141 nt
Organism: Amphibalanus amphitrite
Lineage: Eukaryota; Metazoa; Arthropoda; Thecostraca; Balanomorpha; Balanidae
Exons: 3
Coding region: 758-3106 (782 amino acids)
Biological process (GO): cell surface receptor signaling pathway; G protein-coupled receptor signaling pathway
Cellular component (GO): membrane
Molecular function (GO): G protein-coupled receptor activity
Source: RefSeq, a predicted model, not a curated record
ACCGUCGCGGGAGGUACGGAGGUCAAUAUCCCGGUCCACUUUUUCACAAUGAGCACUAAAUGUUUAUCAAUGGCCAGGAUGUGAUCUAUACACAGGCCUGAUCAGAGCAACAGAACGGGACGGCAGACGGCAGGAUAAUAUUUGGUCGCACGGGUGGCAGUCCCGUCGGGGUCUUCUCUUGCCAUGAAAUUGCUCAUUAGUUACACAAGGUACAUAAUCUGUGACGCUCUAAGAUGUAUCAUCGCUUUGAGAUGAAUCACAAACACAUGUGCUGAACUUCGAACGGUCAGAUUUGUAAAUACACAGACGAAAGACGAUGGUCUUAUGAUGACCUUGAGAAGGGCAGACCUUCCAUGGUGGGCUCCUGGGUGCGCCCCUGGCACUGUUGUGAUCCCACCGGGCCCGGGGGCAAUUCAGUGGGUGGCCACGGGGAGACGGGGCAGGUGGCGUGCACGGGCUAGAGAAAGGUGUGGCGUCCAAGACAGUCUGAAGGAAAGUGUGGCUUCCAACGCAGUCCGAAGGAAAGUGUGGUGUCCAAGACAGUCUGGAGAAAAGUGUUAAGUUCGGCGCGAUGGUGCUGCAGUGUUCCAUUUGCCCGCAAGCAUUGUGAAGGAGCCCUAACAACGGGAUAAGUGAAUGAGGUAAAACUGCAAUUGUGCAACAGCGGAUAAUUUAAACCAUUGCGCGUUGCCUUAUGGGCUCAGACUAGCAGAAUAACCUGGGGUGGAACAGUGCUAUCUUCUGGAGUGGUUGAUAGAUGCGAAACAUUUUCUAUAGCAUCGCCACACAUGUCCAUCAAGACAGCCCAUAUUAUUUACGAAUGAGCGCCAACCGCCAGAGUAUGAUGUCUCUCAAGUUACGAAGACUCGUAUUGCCACUUCUGGUGGGAGUCGUUGUGUUAGUCAGUCCUGUUGGCACCAUCGGAAGGACUCCAGACAUCUCAGCGCUUGUGUCUCCUUCAAACACGACGUCAUCAUCAUCGAGAGUCACCGAGUGCGUGGAAAACCAAUGCGCCGCUAGAAACAGAUCCAAAUGGCAGCCUUAUACCAUCGGUGAUAUAGACGUGUUAAGGAGAUAUGGGUGUUCAUGCGACAGGACCUGUUCAACGUUCGGAGACUGUUGUCGUGACGUACCCUGGUAUACUCCCGGACCUGAAGGGAUUGCGUGUGCAUACUGGGGCGACUAUAUGAGUUUUACUUCGCCUUACAUUUAUAUUUAUACGGUGUCUCAAUGUCCAACAUCAUGGCCCAGCGACGCCACGAGGCGGGCUUGCGAGUCAGAGGACAUUUCGCUAUCCGAUGACCCCCUGAUCGCCCUCCCUGUAACGAGCCCCCAGUCUGGACGAACGUAUCUAAACGCGGCGUGUGCCCGAUGUCACGAAGACACGAAAGAAGCCGUGUUUUGGAGCGUGGCUGUUCACUGCCCAAUGAUGACGUGGGACAUUCCUGAUGAGGCCCGCAAACAGAACUCAUCAAGUGUGUGGCUUCGGCGAAACAAAGGCGGUAAGUGGAGCUUGACCACGAAAGAUGGCUCGCUGGCGUUCAAUGAUUGUGACACCAAAAUAGUAGUACCUUCAGAGCUGACGAGCCUCGUGCGCGGUUGCGUGCCGGCGGUAUCCGACUGCGCGCCGGACUGGGCGGAUCAAGAGACGGCGGCAGAGUGUGCCGCCUACACCGCCAGGGUCCGAGACAUGGGCAGGACUAACCCGCGCGCCGGCGAGUACCGCCACGUCUACCGUAACCGGCACUGCGCGCUCUGCAACGGCAUUCCACCGGACAAGCUCCAAUGUGGUCGGCUCCUUGAUAUUCCCAUGCUGGGCGGCGAGGGAAUGUCCUUCUCGGUCCUCUUUGACUUCAGCGAUCGCUCUGGGAGUGAUGACGUGGGAGCUGUGGAUGUAUGCAAGGGCACCAGUGUCUGGGAUCCGUUCUUCCAAAAGUGUCGUGAAGUAUUCUGCGAUAAUGGACAGCUGCUAGACGGUGACACUUGCGCGCCGAAAAACAAACCAGCCACAAGCAGUACGGACUUCACUCCUUUUCAGUACUGCCCAAAGUUCUAUCUAUCUCCCAAUGAAUUUGAGAACCGGUCUGAUGGCAGCGUCUACGUCCAGCUGUACGACCAGCGGUACGCCGAGGGCGAGUUCCAGCUCAGAGACGGCGAGCUGGUGGUGUGUUCCAAGUCGGGCGACUUCAGCAAGUUUGACGCCGCGCUGGGCACCCUGUCGCUGGUGUUCGUCGUCGUGUCCAUCGUCUGCCUCUGCUGCCACCUGGCGCUGUUCUGUCUGGUGCCCGAGCAGCGCAACCUGCCCGGGAAGAACCUGGCGGCGCUCUGCGCCUGUCUGCUGGUCGGCUACAUCUGCUUCGUGGCGGCGCCGUUCCAGGAGCCGGCCUCCGAGGGCUGCCGAGUGCUCGGCGUCGUCAUGUACGCCGCCUUCAUGGCUUCGUUCUUCUGGAUGAACGUCAUGGCCUUCGAUGUCUUCAUGUCUCUCCGGCGAGCUGUGACCGAGCUCCGUGUCACCACCGGCGCUCGUCUGAGACCGUUCCUGCGCUACACCCUGUACACCGUCACCGCCACGGCCACUCUCGUCACCUCCGCCGUCAUCACCGACUCGUCUCCACGCGCCGCGCCCGCCUACCGCCCCGGCUUCGGCGAGCGGGUGUGCUGGUUCAGCCGGCGGCGCGCCCUGCUGGUGUUUUUCGCCGUGCCGCUGCUGGUUAUCAUGGUGGCCAACAUGGCGCUGUUCGUCGGCAGCACGCUGAUCGUCCGCAGGGCGGAACAGUCAACGGCCAGAGUCACCUGCUCACCGUCAAAGACGAACCUGAGGCUGUGUGGCCGUCUAGCCGUGAUCUCCGGCCUUUCGUGGCUGGUUGGCCUGCUGGCCGGCUGGGCCGACUUUCCGCUGCUGUGGCACAUCUUUAUCGUCCUCAACACGCUGCAGGGCGUGUUCAUCUUCGGCUCGUUCACGGUGAAGGCAGCGCGGAGCAGCGCUCUCCGCCGGCGCCGUCUGCCCCGUCAGGCCCCGUGGUCCGCAGUGGCCGGCGGCGGAGAGGCCGGCACCGGUGCAGGUCACGGGUCAGAGGGCCCGCCCACCAGCGAAACAGAUAUCUGAGAUGUCAGCGUGAUGAAAAAAAUGGCUCGAUCGUC